Molecule: messenger RNA, 1188 nt
Organism: Thamnophis elegans (Western terrestrial garter snake)
Lineage: Eukaryota; Metazoa; Chordata; Lepidosauria; Squamata; Natricidae
Gene: ARMC7
Product: armadillo repeat containing 7
Exons: 4
Coding region: 147-755 (202 amino acids)
Molecular function (GO): protein binding
Source: RefSeq, a predicted model, not a curated record
ACUUCCGGCUUCCUGUUUCGCUUUAACUUUAGCGCUGCAGGUCUUUACUGGGAUAUUGAUUUCUUGUCUCUUCCCCCUCUCCAAGGACUUGAUGGGAAUUCAGGCGCAUAGUUGCAGAAUUCGGUAAUUCAGCAGCAUCUACCAGUAUGUCCCGAAAUCAGAAGGAGUUGGCAGGCCUCAGUCGGCUUGAAUACUUGCAGGCCUUAGUCACUGAAUUCCAAGUGACAGAUAGUUCAGAUGCCAAAGAGCAAGUGUUGGCUAAUCUGGCCAAUUUUGCUUAUAACCCCCAAAAUUAUGAAUAUCUGCGACAACUCAAGGUCUUGGAUCUGUUUCUGGAUAUGCUCACUGAGGAAAAUGACAAUCUUGUGGAAUUUGCACUUGGAGGACUCUGUAAUCUCUGCCUGGACAAAAUCAACAAAGACUACAUACUAGAGGCCGGUGGAGUGUCAGCUGUUGUCAACUGCCUGGCCAGUGCCAAUGAAGAGACGGUCCUGUCUGCAGUUACAACUCUGAUGUACUUGUCCACAUCCCAGUCCCGCCAAGAGAUCACCACCCUCCCUGUGAUUGAGUGCAUGCUGCGCUUCUCCCUCUCAAACAACAGAAGGCUGAAAAACCUGGCCACUAUUUUCCUUGAGGAUUACUGCAGCCUCUUUCAGGUGGAGCAGGCCAGGAACCUAACCAAGCACACGGCAAUCGGGAUCCCACUGCCCAAGGAUGAAUGCAGCCCAGGAGGCAGCCAACAAGAUCCUCCCUGAAUGAAGGGAAGGGAAAAGAGAAAGAAUUUGGACAGAUAUUCUGCUUUAAAAAUGACUGUAAAUAGUCUUGAGAGUUUCCCUUGGGAAGCAUACAGGGGACUUUCAGGACCUAGGGGGUCCUUUCGUACUCUGAUGUGCUUUUCAAUUCAUUUUCAGGUUAUUUAGAAAUAUGAACCAGUUGCCAUAAACUAAAGGGCCUUGGUAAAUAUUCUAGACUUACUGUAGAGGGGAGCUGAGAGAAUAGAAAUAUAUGUUAUUUGACUGAUUAUAUUUUUCAGUAAGUAGCGGGGUGGGGGGAACAUAAUGAGUCAAAGAGCUGUCUUACAUUUUAGAGCUGUUUUGUUUAUUUAAUUAAUAGGCAAACAACAAACAUUCCAUCCAAGGAUUUAAUAUUUUAAUAAAUCAGUCAAGCGCAUUUGGAAUUAAGAUACAA